Messenger RNA from Didymodactylos carnosus, 4802 nucleotides. The record is from the annotation of a GenBank genome assembly. NCBI's taxonomy places the organism in Eukaryota, Metazoa, Rotifera, Eurotatoria, Philodinida, Philodinidae.
GACAUUACGGACCUAUAUACAAUGAUUCCCCAACAGGAAUCAAUAUUGGCCGUAUGUGAAAUGUUGGGGCAAAACGGGAUCUUAAAAGUUAAGGGAGAAAUACUGAUAAAUACAGUAAGAACUCUUUUCAAACAUGUUCUAGAAAACGCUUUUUUCGCUUUACAGUUACCGGGAGAAACAGUAAAAUAUUUUAAACAAAUAAGAGGAGGCCCCAUGGGAUCAGAAUGUACCCAAGUACUAGCAGAUAUUUAUAUGCGCAAAUGGGAGAGAAACUUUCGGGAACAACAAAUUUCAGAGGGGGAGUUAUACUUUAGAUUCCGGGAUGAUAUAUUUCUAACAACUAGAAGGGAUAAGGUAGAUAUGGAUAAGGUAUUAAUAGAACUCCGCAAGGUAGAUAAGAACAUUGGAUUAACUUUUGGAACAGGACAGCAUGUAGAUUAUCUUGACGUGAGAAUAAGUGUAGAAACACCAAAUUUUAGGACUAAGGUCUUUCGGAAACUAGCGGCACAGCCAUACAUUUUACCAUUCAUUUCAGCACAUCCGCCGCAUGUGAUGAAAAUAUCCCAUUUUCAGCAUUAUUAAGGGCAGUUAGAGUAUGUUCACACAGUGAGAGUUUAGCUGAGGAAAUAGAAAUAGUUAGAAUAACUCUUUUAUUGAAUAAGUAUCCGUCUAGAUUUAUAGAUAAGCAUUUUCAGAGAUUUUUCGAAGCUUUAACGGGAGAAAAAAAUUCAAAAUUAUUGUUAAGUGAGCAAUAUAGUGAGUUUAGAAAUAAGGUUUUAGAUCCGGAAUGGAAUAAAAAAGAAAAAAAACAAAUAAAUUUCAAUAAGGACAUUUUAUGUCAUUUCACAUAUACACCAAGUUUAGCCCGCUUUGGAUCUAGAUUUUAUCAAAUUUGGCAGGAAAUUUUCGAGGAUACCCCAUUGAGUGAUAUUUCAGUGAUUUUUGCGCAUCGGUUAACCGAUAACUUAAAAAAUAUUCUAGUCCAUAAAAAAUCAUCCAGAAACGUCAUAAAAAAUAUUAUAGAAAAUAUAGAAUAAUAAAAAACAGAUACUCGCUUCUUUUUGCCCUUUAUAUUUUAGAUACAACAUCGAUUCAUAAACAUUUUUUCCGUAUUUUUUUUUUGUAUUGUUUAUUAGUAUAUCAGUUUACUAGUUUUUUGUAUUUUUUUGUAUCUAAUUUUUUGUAUUUCAAAGUAGUUUUUGAUAAUAGUGUUGAGUACAUCCCUUGAGUUGAGUUGAGAUGAGUCAUAUCCCAUUGAGUUAGUAGAAAGGUCAAGGUCAGCCGGACGAGCAUAGAUGAGAAUAGACGAGAGUAACCGGCGGACGGGAGUAUAAUGAGAGUAGAACUAUAUAAGGAUAGACAAAAUCAGUAGAUAGUCAUAUAGCCUGAAGAAAAUUCGAAACGCGUCGCUUAUUACAAUUUAUUGUGUUAUUCAUCGUUUGUUAUAUAUUUAUUCAAUAAAAUUUAAUAAAAAUCAAAAAAAUCUAAAUAUUUAAUCAAAGUUUGCUUAUCUUAUUCUACUCUCAUAAAAAUUCAAGUUUUUUCUUUUUCUUACUUAUUCAAAAAUAAGAGAAUCUUUUUUCUCAUAAAAUAUUUAAAAAUUAAAAGUUAUUUUCACUAAAAAGUUCAAUUUUUCUCAUCUCAACAUAAAACUAGCUUAUUUUUUCAUUUAUUCUUAUUUAUUUAUUUAUUCGUUAAUUUCAUUUAUUCAAAAAUAAGAGAAUCUUUUUUCUCAUAAAAAUUAUCUAAAAAAUAAAAUUUAUUUUCACUAAAAAGUUAAAAAAAAAAAAGUUCAUUUUUUUCAUUUAAACUUAUCUCAACAAAAACUAGCUUAUUUCUUUAUUGUUUCAUUUAUUGCUCUUUUCUUAAAAUAUUUAAGAAAAGAAUAUUUAUUUAAAAAUAUACAAAAAUAUAAAUAAAAUUAUAUAAAUUCAAAAAAACCUCUUUUUUCUUACUUAUUUAUUUAAUAAUCUAAUUCUAUUUUUUGUUUAUCUACUUAUUUACUUACCAUUGUUAAUUCGCUUAUUUAUUUAUUAUUCACCCUCUUAACAUACCUGAUGAGACUGCCUAAGCAACAGUCGAAACGCGUCGUGUGAUGCUUUGAAUUUAUCUACACAAAAAUUCUAUAUACGAUCAUAACAAAAAGCACUUUACGUCAUAUCUCACCCUCAGUGAUAUGCAGUGACAUCAUAUGAUGCUCAGUGAUAAGUAACUAUUGUGUUGUAGCCGGCUAUGCCUUUACACUACAGCGAAAUAAAUCCUCAUCAUAUAUGACAGAUCACUUCCACACCAGCACAUAGCACAUCCAUAUGGAUUUGUGAUAAUGGUUAUGUGUGACCGGGUACCUCAGUUGGUAGAGCAGCCGACAUGUAAUCGGAAGGUCGUGGGUUCGGGUCUCACCUCGGGCAUCACUUUUCACUUGUCUCAUAGACAUGUGGAAUGUGUUUGUGUGUUGGAGGUGUAGUGGAUAUCGCGCAGUGGUGAUCUAACGAUCAUAACAAAAAGCACUUUACGUCAUAUCUCACCCUCAGCCACCCUCACCCUCAUCCUCAACUUUUUUAUGCAGAGCCCUGAUGAGUGUUUUCUUAUUAUUAAAUAAAUAACACGAAACGCGUAGGCGAAACUAAACUCUGCAUUUAUUAUUAUAUAAAAGCACAUUCUUUUCAAUUUAUUUCGACAAAAACAUCGGUUGCAGAAAAGCAAGGGUUGAGAUCAGCAGAUUAAUUUGUAUUUUAUAUAUACGACUUCGUCUGUUUUAUCAUUGAGUUACUACAAUAGCCCCAAGAACAACAACAAUAAAUUUAGAUUUAACUACAAAUCAUGAUGACGCUAUGGAAGAAUCUGAUAAUCAAGAUGAAGAACGAGAAAUUGCUCUUUCUCCUCAUCCAAAUCAAUUACCAACAACUAAUACACAAAAUCAAGAAGAAGCUGCUCAAGCUGCAUAUUUAACUUAUCAUGAAUUACAUUUAAAACGAUUAGAUUUAGAAGUUAAACAAUCGUUAUACUUUUUAGAGGUACAGCGAGUCGAGGGCAACAACAACCAACAAGAAGAAGACAAUUACAUUGCCCCGACUCUGUUUCGACAAUUGGGCGAGGAUUUCACGGCCCAAAAAGUUAGCCCCGGUCGUCCAGUUCAACAAUUUAUUAAUGAAUUAGAUAUUCUUCUUCAACAAUUUCAUAAUAUUUCUCUUACCACUACAAAUCGUCGUCAAUUUAAUUCAAUAAUCAAUUCAAAUAAUUCUAUUACUAUUCCAGAUAAUAUAAUUAUUGCAAGUCAAUCCCAAACUAAUAAUAAACCAGUUAAAAAGAAGAAAAAUUAUCAUCGAUUAAUCAAAAGAUUAAAACAUAAAUUUCGGUUAACUAAUACGAUUAUUAGAAAAACUGAUAAAUCAAAAGUUUUUCAUUUGGGACAGCUCGAUGAUUAUCACAAAAAAUCUAUGGAAUAUAUGAAUAAGACCAAUGCUUAUCGAUGUCUUGGUACUCAAGAUCCUUUACCUGAUCUUAUUACUCGUAUCAAUCGAUCUUUAUUUGAAUUACGCCUAGCUAAAUGGAUAACACAAAAACAAUAUGAGCAAUUAUGUGUUAAAAAAGAUGAAGUCGAAUUAGCUCAUCUCUAUUACUUACCAAAAGCACAUAAACCGAAAACUCCACUUCGACCAAUUAUAUCUGGUUUAAAACAUCCUACAAUUAAAAUCUCUAAGUUUCUUGAUGAUAUACUUCGACUAUUAUUUGAUAAAAUGGCCUUAAAGACAACAGUCAUGUCUGGCUUUGAACUAGUGAAAAAACUACAAGGAUGGUCAAAGAACAACAUGAAACAAGAGACUAUAUUGGGUACAAUAGACGUUACCGAUUUAUAUACAAUGAUUCCACAAGUCGAAGGUGUGUUAUCCUUAAGGAAAAUGCUAGAUUAUCUUAAUUUAAAACAAGUACAAGGUCUUAAAGCUGAAGUAAUCAUUCGUCUAGCCAGAUUUGUUAUUCAAAAUAACUAUUUUAAAUAUGAUGACCAAUAUUAUCAUCAAAUUCGAGGAGGAGCUAUGGGUUCUCCUCUUACUCUCACCACUGCUGAUUGUUAUAUGUUCUUUUUUGAACGAGAUAUUGUUCGACAAAUUAAUAAUAGUGGUGGCUUAUAUUUAAGAUAUAUUGAUGAUAUGUUCAUUAUAAUUAAUUGGCCGAUACGCCAUAUUAUGAAAGAAGUUGAUCGAUGGAAUAAAUUCGAUCCAAAUAUUAAAUUGUCAGCUGAUAUUCGUUUCGAAGCGAAUUUUUUAGAUUUAUAUAUAAAGAAUCAAGAUGGUCAACUAUUUACUACUGUGUAUCAUAAACCAUCAUAUGAACCAUAUUACUUACCUUUUAACAGUAUCCAUCCGAUGCACAUGAAAAAGAAUAUACCAUUUGCAAUGUUACUUCGUGCUAUUAGAUACUGUUCGACACUUCAAGCCUAUCUAGAAGAAAGAGGUAAGCGAAAAAUGGAUUUGUUAUUAAACAAAUAUCCCGGUAAAAUCAUCGAUCAACAAUUUAAUUUGGUAUUACAAAAAUUUAAUAUCAAUCAAACAUUUACUAUUCAUAAUUAUAAUUUAUUACGUGAACAAGUUAUAAACACUUCUUUCAAAGAAAAGGUGCCAAUCGACCAUAGGAGAACAAUAUUUGUCCAUUUUACAUAUUGUACAAACAUGGCAACGUUUCCUAAGAAAUUCCACACAUUAUGGAACAAAUAUUUUGGAGAAUCUCCUAUCAAUGAUAUUACUCCUAUUCUUGGUACUCGUAAUACCGAUAAUUUACAACGACGACUAGUCCAUACUCAUUAA